UCUUGCAAUGGCAUAACCAGAUGUUGACUCAUGCACACCUACCAAAAUUUUUAUUUAGUUUAUCUCUAUACGUCUCUGUUCUAUGGUGUAAAACAAAGAUGUCACGUCAACAGGGUGAAGUUGACGAGUUGUUCGAUGUAAAAAAUUCAUUUUAUAUUGGAAAUUAUCAGCAGUGCAUUAAUGAAGCUCAGAAACUGAAGAAUGCAAGUGCUGCUGUUCAGUUGGAGAGGGAUGUGUUCAUGUACAGGGCUUACAUUGCCCAGAAGAAGUAUAGAGUUGUGCUGGAUGAAAUAACUGGAGUGUCACCAGACGAGCUGCAGCCUCUGAAACUCUUGGCAGAGUAUUUUGCAAUGCCUGCAAAAAGGAGCUCUAUUGUCUCAAAAUUAGAUCAACAGACAUCAGGAAAUGUCGAUGUUAGUAAUCAUACAUUCCUGAUUGUGGCUGCAACUAUCUAUUACCAGGAGGGGAACUUCGAAUCUGCAUUGCGCAUUCUGAAUCAAUCUGACCAUCUAGAAUGCUCAGCCCUAACUCUGCAGACGUACCUGAAAAUGAGUCGUGUUGAUCUAGCAUUGAAGGAGUUGAAAUCUAUGCAGGAGAGAGAUGACGAUGCUACCCUGACCCAGCUUGCUCAGGCAUGGCUCAAUAUAACCAUGGGCGGGGAGAAGCUGCAGGACGCCUACUACAUCUUCCAGGAGAUGACGGACAAGCACACGGGCACCCCGCUGCUGCUCAACGGGCAGGCGGUGUCCUUCCUGGGGCAGGCCCGGUACGAGGAGGUGGAGGCCGCCCUGCAGGAGGCCCUGGACAAGGACAGCAACAACCCGGACACGCUCGUCAACAUGAUCGUGCUGUCGCAGCACCUCGGCAAGCCUCCGGAGGUAUCCAAUCGAUUCCUGAGCCAGUUAAAGGAAUCUAAUAGUGACCACCCCUUUGUGAAGGAAUACCUGCAGAAAGAAAGUGAAUUUGAACGUUUAACAAAAUUGUACAGCCCAUCUUGUGUUGGAGAAGUGCAGUAAAUGUAAAAAAAAAAAAAAAAACUUUGUAUUUUAGAAAUGUUUCAAAUUGAAUAAAUUAUAAUUUAAUUUAUCAGA
Messenger RNA from Bacillus rossius redtenbacheri, 1091 nucleotides. RefSeq names its product coatomer subunit epsilon (gene epsilonCOP). Lineage: Eukaryota; Metazoa; Arthropoda; Insecta; Phasmatodea; Bacillidae. The transcript is spliced from 6 exons. The coding region runs from base 21 to 1016 and encodes 331 amino acids. Gene Ontology annotation, molecular function: protein binding; structural molecule activity. Gene Ontology annotation, biological process: endoplasmic reticulum to Golgi vesicle-mediated transport; intra-Golgi vesicle-mediated transport; retrograde vesicle-mediated transport, Golgi to endoplasmic reticulum. The record is from RefSeq and is a predicted model, not a curated record. Gene Ontology annotation, cellular component: COPI vesicle coat.